Messenger RNA from Klebsormidium nitens, 2009 nucleotides. The record is from the annotation of a GenBank genome assembly. NCBI's taxonomy places the organism in Eukaryota, Viridiplantae, Streptophyta, Klebsormidiophyceae, Klebsormidiales, Klebsormidiaceae.
CAAACUCAAUACCUGGACAGAACCCACCGCUACAUUGAUGCAGUUACCAGCUCAAGGAGUCCACCUCCAGGUUAAGCAGACGGGUUAGGCGGUGACCAGCUUUUUGCCCAGUCCAAUCUGGCGGGCAGAAUUGACCAGAAAAGAUGAGUUCACAAAAAUUAGAGGUCCCACAAUGGAGCUUGAAAAGGUUUGUCCGAACGCAGGUCUUUGGGGUUGCGUCCAUUCUAGUUCUCUUCUUGUGCGCCUACCUUUUGAGCUCAAAGCAGGACGUCAUCUCGCCAAUGAGGACAGCUGUCAAUCGCUCACUAGCCAGGGGCCGCCCCUCCAGAAAGUUUGGGGAUUUCAGCGCAAACGGCGAGCAGUACUCGCGGGUGUCGGCCCUUCUCGACCGGUUGAAAAUAGAUGAGAUGGAGUCGAAAGUUGUUAUGAGAAGAGCGGCUGUGAAGCGACCACGCUCAGCUGAUACUUUGGUUCUUUCAAGCGGGCUGGCCGGUUGGCAGAGACAGAGGACGGCUGGGAACGGGAAUGAAGCGGAGCUUGGAACAAAGGAUUUGUUUAGAAAAGUUGCAGGGGCCGCAGUGGAGUCACUCAGAGCGAAGAAGGGAGCCGAGGUUUCUGCUGAGGGAUCCCUGGAGGCGGGCGUCAUUCAACAUGAGAAGGGGGAAGGAAGUCCAAGCGCCAAGGGCCGUUUAGCCUUUCCCGGCCUGUCUCGUCAAGAUGAAAACACUGAAACGACACAAAAGUCGAGUCUUUUGGGAAGAGCAGGUUUGUGGGACGAAGGCUCAAUGGUUUGGGACAGUCCAAAAAGCACCGCAGAAUGCGUCAGAGAUGCGGAUGGGUCGGAUGUCUGUCACUACGGAGAAGUGGUGUGUUACGAUGGAGAGCGGGGGAAGCUGGUGCUAGUGGACGAUGAUCGGAAGGGGGAAGCGUUUGCGUCGGAAAUCAUUUUUCAGGACGGGCGCUGGACGCAAGGGAGGCUCCCCCCGGACUCCAAGUGGCCGCUGCCCAUCAACAACAAGAUCGAGGGCGUCUGGGAGAGCGCGGACGUUCUUGCGAACGCGACCUUUUUGGACGGUGGGCUGUGGUUCGUACGUCCGGAAACGGACACCACGAAUCACAUCUGGCACAAUGGACUGUCGUUUACGGGCCUUCUGCAGGCUCAGAUGCGGAAUGCUUCGGGAGCGUUUCCGCCGUUGGAUCACGUCCUCGUGCUCAAUCGAACGGCCGGUACUUCGGGAUACACGGACUACAAUCUCGGCAUGUUGAAGAUCGUUUCUCAGCCGCAGACAAAGCUGGUGUUCACGAAAGACCUCCCGCACAAAAACAGAUUACUCUGCGCCGAGCGCGGCGGGAUCACGAGCUACAAGCCCUCCUGGUCGACGGGACCUCUAGACGCCGCAGAGCUAAGGGCGCGGGCUUACGAACACCUAAAGAUUCCGCAUGUUGACCGCGCGAACUGGACGCGGGUUACGCUGGUUAACCGCCCGUCAGGAUUCCCGCGGCACGUGGAAAACGCGGACGAGGUUACGGAGGCGCUCCGAAAACUGGGUUUGGAGGUUGACCUGGUUCAGGAGGUAGCGAGGCAGUCGCGGAGUUUCCGGGAGCAGGUUCUGACCAUGUCGCAAACGGGAAUCCUCAUCGCCCCGCACGGAGGUGGUUUGGCUAACCUCGCGUGGUUACCCGAAAACGCGGCGGUCAUCGAGCUGUUCCCCAACAAGUGCGUCCAAACGGAGUACCGGAACAUGGCGGCCGUACGAAACUUGAUCUACUUCGGCGUCGAAGCCGUCAAUUACACACAUCCGCAAGUCGGGGCUGAUUUCACCCCUGAAGAAGUUGCAAGGUGUCAAGGCUUGCAUUCGAUAGACCACUCGCAUGACGGCACGUGCAACCAGAUGGUCAAGAACUAUCCGUUUAGAGUGCCGGUAGAAGAGCUUGCAAAAACGGUUCGAUACGCGCUCGAACACUUCUUCAUGCUGCAAGUGCCGUUUCCCAACCAGCGGAGACUCUGA